AUGAGUGCCCAUGUCGUGGUGAUCGACGCGACGGCCAGGCGGGCAACCAUCAAGACCACGCCCGGCAAACACUUGACCGAUAUCUUACAUGAGGCUUGCUCAAAGCUUGGAUACAACUCCAGCCAGUAUGGGUUAAAACACAAUCGCAAGCAGCUUGACCUUUCUCUAUCGUUCCGUCUAUCCGGUCUCAGCUCUGGUGCAAAGCUUGAGCUUGUACAGGCAUCUCGUUCCCCGUCUGUUGUCACUGUCGGAUUACAGCUUCCCGAGUCCGAGACUCGAGGUGCCCCAAAUGGCCGCAUACUUGAUAAAUUCCCAAGCACAACAACGCUCUGGCUCGUUCUGCGCAAGUUCGAGGCCGGCGUAGCAGGGAGCAACCAAACGCGGAACCUGACCUCGCGUGCUGUGCCCUCUACCGAUGGUGCAGAGGGUGGUGCUGGACGUUUGUACUAUGAGAUCCCUGUGCUCCAAAUUCUGGAGCGUGAAGUGUCAAGCUUCACAGACUUACAGAAAACACUGGCACAGCUAGGAUAUAAUAGUGGGAAUGUGCUCAUGCGACUCAGCUUCCGACGGACUGAGCAACCCAUUGAGGAAGCAAUGGUUCAGAUUGGCGAGUUCUUCAAGACUGAUGACGAAGCCCUUCCGAAGCAAGAUACAAGCGUCGCGCUCCCCACUGAAUCCGCUGGGGUUAAAGGCGAAGAGGCUGUUGAGAAGCCAUCUGAUACAUCUCAAUCUGAGCUCCCCAGUGUGCCUGCCACCUCUUCGGAGUCAUCGGCACCUCUCCCAGAAAAUACCCUUGAGCCGGCCACUUCAGAAAUCGGCGCUGCUCGAAACAUCACCGUCUACUCACCUCCCUCGGAAAGCACACCUUCUUCGGCGCAAUUAUCUUAUAAUGAGAAUGAUUAUGUGCCCUCCAUCGAGCACGCACAACUGCAUCAGCGCCUGCUCAAUGAAUCCUCUCGCAACCAGCGCCUGCCCACUCAUGCGGAGAUGGCUGCCAAGGCUAAGGCAGAAGAGGCAAAGCAAGCAGCAAUCCGCGAGGUUGAUGUCAAAGUCCGUUUCCCAGAUCAGAGCCAAGUGGUAGCUAAGUUCGGGGCUUCGGACACUGGACAUUCUUUGUAUGAAUUUGUCCGCAGCUGUCUUGCGCCGUCAUUUGCGAACGAAGAAUUCCAUCUGACUGUUCACACUGCAUCUCGCUCCCAGCACACAAGUGCCAUUCCCUCGUCAGAUAAGAAGCUUCUGAUCAAAGAUAUCAGAUUGACUGGCAGGGUACUGAUCAACUUUUCCUGGGCCGACAAUGCCGCUGCCUUUGUGCACCAACGUCGCUCGGAGACACUCCGCCCAGAGCUUCGCAGCCAGGCUCAGCAGCUCAAGGUGGAGCAGCCUCCUGAGCCCAAGGAAGAGGAGACUGUUCCAGCGCAGCCUGGUCCAAGUAGCGCUCAAGGUGAUGCAAAGCCUGGCGGCACACGAAAGCCUGGUGCCAUGCCUAAAUGGCUGAAGCUAGGCAAGAAAUGA
Penicillium brevicompactum is the source of this 1512-nucleotide messenger RNA. RefSeq names its product putative UBX domain protein. The record is from RefSeq and is a predicted model, not a curated record. The coding region runs from base 1 to 1512 and encodes 503 amino acids. Lineage: Eukaryota; Fungi; Ascomycota; Eurotiomycetes; Eurotiales; Aspergillaceae. The transcript is spliced from 2 exons. Gene Ontology annotation, molecular function: protein binding.